Molecule: messenger RNA, 1149 nt
Organism: Photinus pyralis (common eastern firefly)
Lineage: Eukaryota; Metazoa; Arthropoda; Insecta; Coleoptera; Lampyridae
Exons: 2
Coding region: 364-828 (154 amino acids)
Source: RefSeq, a predicted model, not a curated record
AUAAUACAUCUUUAUAGGACAAUUUAGUGGUACAGAACUGUAUUAAAAGUUUAGUUUCAUAUAUAACCAUGUACCUAAAGUCAAGCAAGGUUAAACAACAAAAACAGCUGUUUGCGAAUAUACGAUGUAAACGGACAAACAGGGGGUGCGUUCUGUUGUCUAUUGGUGGACCACUGAUGCCACAUCAAUCCAUUCUGUUGUCAAACGUUGUGCAACGGCAACGCGUUCCGUUCUCAACUGGCGGGAAAACGUUUGAUGCAUCAAUCCAUCCGCGAUUUUUUAGAUGGAACUGAUGUAAGCUGAACUAACCUCACUAUUAUCAAACUUUUGGCGCCGAAGUAUACAACAAUUACAACAGAAAAGAUGUUAAAAGUCCAAAUUAAUGGAAAAAUAUUGCAGUGGAAUGAAGACACACUUGUUGUACAACGUUUUAAUAAUGAUGACCAAUUUGCUCAAGAAUUCAUUACACAGAUUGUAAAAAAUGGGAAAUUAAUACAAUUUGGUAUAUCACCAAAGGAUAUAGUACAAUUUAGUCGAAUAAUUGAGGAAAAUUCAUCUCCCCUGCAGGAAGAUGUAGAUGCAGAACAGAGUGAAGAGUUCAAGGAGCAAUCUCCAACCCCUUCAGGAGAUUCUGGAAAAAAGUGGACCGAAGAAAGAGCGAUAUUGCUUGUGACAAAAAGAUUAGAUGAAGAAAGGGAUUUCAUAAAUCCCAAAUGUAAAAAAAAUAAACUUUGGAAUGACAUCGCAAGGCAAAUGACCAAUGUAUGUGGUAUAGAAUUUACAGGCACUGAAUGUGACAACAAAUAUCGCAACCUGUUAUAUACUUAAGGCAAAUAAAAAAAAAAAGAAUUCCACUGGCCAGGGUACAGUUCACUGGCCACUUUUUGAUACCUUCGAUAGGGUUCUUGGCUGUAAAGCAAAUAUUCAACCUCCUGAAAAUACUUUAGCAUCCACAAUUGACGUUGAAGAAGUCGAGUCUACCAUACCUACACCUCAAAUUAAAAAACGUUUUUCCAAAGAACAGUAUUUACGGCAAAAAUUGAAAAUUUAUGAAACAUAUAUUCAAAAGAAAGAAGAAAGAGAAGAAAAAAAAUUACAAAUAUUGCAAAAAAUUAGUGACAGCUUAUAAAUUAUGGUAUUUAUUUUAUA